UGCGGGCGGGCGAGUGGCUGCGCGCGCAGCCCAGCUCAGGCUCCUCCCCCUCCCGGCACCAGAGCCCAAAAGUGGUUUGCAGCUUCUCCGCCUUCAGAGAUGGCGCUGGACCCCGCAGAGCAGCAUCUCAGACAUGUUGAGAAAGAUGUUCUGAUCCCAAAGAUAAUGAGAGAAAAGGCCAGAGAAAGGUGUUCUGAACAAGUUGAAGAUUUUACCAGAUGUUGCAAGGACUCUGGGAUCCUUAUGGUAUUAAAAUGCCGGAAAGAGAAUACUGCAUUGAAAGACUGUCUAACUGCUUACUAUAAUGAUCCAGCCUUCUAUGAAGAAUGCAAACUGGAGUAUCUCAAGGAAAGGGAAGAAUUCAGAAAAACUGGAGUUCCUACCAAGAAAAGGUUACAGAAGCUUCCCACAAACAUGUAGGCAAACAGUGAGUCAGGAAGUCAUACUUAUGGAAGCCAUUUAUAAUGUAAACCAGAAAUGAUGGACUGAAACAAUGUUUGCUCACCCUAAUCAUGAAAAUACUGAUUUUUUUUAAAUGAAAUAAAAAUAUUUAUUUCAGA
Molecule: messenger RNA, 560 nt
Organism: Arvicanthis niloticus (Nile rat)
Lineage: Eukaryota; Metazoa; Chordata; Mammalia; Rodentia; Muridae
Gene: Cmc1
Product: C-X9-C motif containing 1
Cellular component (GO): mitochondrion
Source: RefSeq, a predicted model, not a curated record